AAUGAUUCGUGAGUAUGAUUCGCGAUUCACGGCGGUUCAGUUUGGGUCUCGAGUUGUGGAAGAAUACUACCGCACUGGCUGCCUUCACGACAAGCUGCCUCUCCACGUCCCUCUCCUCUGCCUCUUUGUUACCGACCAUUCAUUCCAGCCCCUGCAAGCGGUUCAGUUUGGGAAACGGAUUGUGUGAAGAAUACUACCGCACUGGCUGCCUUCACGACAAGCUGCUUCUCGUUCGCGUCCCUCUCCUACCUCUCUGCUGCCCGACGAGCCAUUUCAGCCGCUACAAGAGCAACUUGGUUCGUGAGUUUGAGUCGCGGUUCAGUUUGGGUAUCUGGUUGUGGAAGAAUACUACCACACUGGCUGCCUUCUCAAGCUGCUUCUCUCCCGACCAUCCAUUCCAAGACCUGGUUAAGUACGAUGAGUCUUCCACUCCAGUCUGGGAAGGAAGCACCACUGCCUACAUACAGGCCUGACCAGCACAACACGUUAUGUACAUAUAUAUAAUUCUAUAUUGACUAAUUGGCUAUAUAAUUCUUCUUUAUAUUGACUAAUUCUUCUGCUCCAGACCUGGUUAAGUACGAUGAGUCUUCCACUCCAGUCUGGGAAGGAAGCACCACUGCCUACAUACAGGCCUGACCAGCACAACACGUUAUGUACAUAUUACGCUAUUUCCAUAAUGACUGGGUCGUUAUGUACAGAUUACGCUAUUUUCAUAAUGACUGGAACCAAACAAAAUAAAGUAAUGCUACGUUGUCUUAGUCAAUGAAUAUUUAACUCAAUGGAACAUUUAUUAUGUGAAUAAAUAAGUUUUCUGGUA
Portunus trituberculatus (swimming crab) is the source of this 817-nucleotide messenger RNA. RefSeq lists its product as uncharacterized. Lineage: Eukaryota; Metazoa; Arthropoda; Malacostraca; Decapoda; Portunidae. Bases 15 to 473 code for a protein of 152 amino acids. The transcript has 4 exons. The record is from RefSeq and is a predicted model, not a curated record.